Mercenaria mercenaria is the source of this 960-nucleotide messenger RNA. Its product is annotated as E3 ubiquitin-protein ligase TRIM33-like. Gene Ontology annotation, molecular function: ubiquitin-protein transferase activity. The transcript has a single exon. Gene Ontology annotation, cellular component: nucleoplasm; chromatin. Gene Ontology annotation, biological process: positive regulation of DNA-templated transcription. NCBI's taxonomy places the organism in Eukaryota, Metazoa, Mollusca, Bivalvia, Venerida, Veneridae. The record is from RefSeq and is a predicted model, not a curated record. The coding region runs from base 1 to 960 and encodes 319 amino acids.
AUGGCAGUAUCGGGUAGAAAGGGUGCCGAUUUUCAAAGUUCCAUAUCCAAAGGUUCAGCAGAGGACUUUGACCAUGGAUGCGAACCAUGUAUGGCGAUAAGUCAGCAAAUAGAAGCUCAUGGAUUUUGUGUGGACUGUCAAGAACACUUGUGUAAGAACUGUUUUUCCUAUCAUCAAAGGUUAAAGGCGAACAAACAUCACCACCUGGUAAACAAAGAUAAUAUGGCUAAACAUGCUGUUAGAAAGGAGUCAGACGUAUGCACUGAGAAGUGUCAAGUGCACAAAAAGGAAGUGAUUAAAUUUUUCUGUCCAAAACAUGAAGCUCUCGGCUGCAACGAUUGUAUCGUCCUGAAUCGCAGAGCAUGUGAUAUUGACUAUAUACCUGAUAAAUGUGCAGGAAUUGGGGACAGUGCAGAGUUCAGAGAGUUACUAAGGGAGCUUGAUCAAAAAGUAAAUGAGGCUGACAAUGUUCUAAAGCAGGCUUCAAAUAGAGAAAAAGAACUAGAUUUUUGCUAUGAUAAGCUGCUCAAAGAAAUAAAAAUGUUUCGCAUAGAGAUAAAUGAUCACUUAGACCAGCUACAAAAGCAAAUCCAGACAGACGCUGACAAAAAGAAGUCCAGAGAUAAACAAGCAGUAAAGAAAGUGCUUGAAACAUGUACAAACAUUUCUUCAGAUACCAAACAACUACAGUCAAGACUACAAGAUUACAAAGCCUCACAGCAGAAUGGACAACUUUACAUUAUAAUGAAACAAGCUAAAUCCGAACUAAAGUCAGACGAAAUAAAGGAGGCAGACAGAAGCUUAGAAAAGACAAACAUGCAAUACACUUUUGAUCAAAACCAAGACCUGACAAACAUGCUUUCAAGCCAAGAUGCAUUUGGAAAGCUCAGUCUUUCGUCUUCUUUUGUAACUUCAAAGGUCAGGAAGCCUAUCGACAAAUUAACCCGCAAGAAAACAUAA